CGAAGCCGGCCCCGCCAGCCGUUCAGAAAAGCAGAAACCCGUGCGCUAUGGAGCCGGCGCCGAAUUUGGGGCUCGGGGACUCGUCCCUGCACCGCCACCUGGACGGCGACUUCUGGAGCCUUAAGAACGAGCUGCGCAGGCUCGUGGGCGGCUGCCCUCUCUUCCGGCAAAGGUAUGAUUUAAGUUUGGAUGAAAUGAGAGCUUUGACAGUUCAGAGAGUGAAGUUUACCAUGGGUCUACCUCUGUUCAAAGGUGCAUUUCAGGAUCUGGCAGAGAAAACAAAGAAUUUUGUCAGCCGAAGCCUCGUCAUAGGAGAAGUCCUUUCCAUGGCGGACAUGGCCACAGGAGUGAAGUGUGGAAUAAUUUAUUGGCUAUUUGGUGGUGCGAUCAGGAAUCUUGGCAGCCCCGAACAUGUUACUAAGUGGUUUCAGCCACUCCAGGAGCAGAAAUACACUGGGAUGUUUGCAAUGACCGAGAGGGGCCAUGGGAGCAACGUGAGAGGGAUCCAGACCGAAGCCACCUUUGACCUCUCUGCCCAGGAGUUUGUAAUUGACAGGCCGUGUGAAGAUGCCGAGAAGAUGUAUAUUGGAAACGCCAUGUAUGGAAAUUAUGCAGCUGUCUUUGCCCAGCUAAUCAUAGAUGGAAGAUCUCAAGGGCCCCACUGUUUCAUCGUUCCUGUCCGGGAUGAAAAUGGAAGCUUGUACCCAGGAGUGACAACUAUCGAUAUGACAUACAAGGAGGGUCUGCAUGGUGUGGACAAUGGGAUUUUAAUAUUUCACAAGGUUCGGAUACCCAGGAAGAACCUGCUGGAUAAGUUUGGUUCCGUGGCUCCAGAUGGCCAGUGCCGUUCUCCUAUCAGGAAUAAGAGCGCAAGAUUCAAUGCCAUGCUGGCAGCACUGACCCCUUUGAGAAUAGCUGUGGUUUUCCAAGCUAUGGGUGUCAUGGAGCUUGGGUUGACGAUAGCCAUUCGCUACAGCCACAGCCGGAGGCAGUUUGGGCCCAAAGCCAAGGAAGAGGUGAAGAUCAUUGAGCACCAAACACAGACCCUGCGGCUAAUGCCCCACCUGGCCACAGCCUUGGCCCUGACCUUCACCAGCAGGUAUGCUGGGGCCCUCCUGGAUGAGGAUGUCUUCCAGGGAAAGGAGCUGGUCAGCCGUCGCUCGCUGCAGGCUCUGGUGGCGGGGCUGAAGGCCUACAGCACCUGGGAGCACAUCCGCUGCCUGCAGGCCUGCCGCGAGUGCACCGGAGGAAUGGGUUACAUGAUGGAAGAUCGAAUCUCGGGCUUAAAGUGUGACACUGAUGUGCUUGCCACUUUUGAAGGUGACAAUGUUGUUAUGCUUCAGAUUGUGGGGCGGGAACUGCCGGCCCAAUACGCCAAACAGUAUGAAGAAAAACCACUCUUCGGCCUGCUCCAAAACUGGGCUGAGUCUGUGGGGGACAAGCUGAGAACCAGUUUCCUGGCAUUUAACACGAACACAGUCUAUAAUCUCGCCUUCCUGUUGAAAGCAGUGAAAUUUCGUGAACAGGUUCUUCAGCGGAGUUUGGUGACCAGAAUUUAUUAUAAGGUGAUGACCAAGAAGGAAGAUUUUUUCCAUGCCUGGAACUCAUGUCUGCACCACGUGGCUUCUCUGUCUCUGGCACACACUCACCGAGUUGCCUUAAAGCAGUUCUCCCUGGCAGUGAAGAGCUGUCCCGACCAAGGGGACCAGACUUUGUUAAUGAAGUUUUGUCUGUUGUAUGGAACCAAGCUGGUGUUUCAGGAGUGGGCCUGGUAUUUAGAACAUAAAUACUUGACUUCUGUGGCCAGCAUGAGGAUCAGGAAUCAGUUGCUGGAUUUGUGUGACUCGUUGAAGGAUGAUGCCCUGAGGGUGAUCGCCGCCUUUAACAUUCCACACACCAACCUUCACGCACCAAUCGCUGGAAUCUCCAACCCGCGGGCCGCUUGGGCCUUCUACCCUGCACCGCUGCAGCCCGUGGCGCGGGAAGGGGCGCGCUCCCAGCUGCCCAAGCUGGGAGCCAAGCUCUAACGGGUGUGGCGGGAAGUGUGGUGGCCCGCCUGCAGCUGCCACUACGCUCGCUACACUGACGCCUGGAGCUGGGGCCGAGGCCGGGCUGGCACACGCUGGGCCGCCGCUCUCCGAGAGAUUGUGGUGGCAGAGCGAAGGUCCCGCCCGCCGAGGCUGGCUGCUAGGAAAGAGAUCCAGAGGGUCGCCUGGUGCGCUGGAUCCCUGUGCCCUUUCCCUGAAACCUAGCUUGGCCCGGCUGCAACCCCUCCCAGCUUUGGUGCCCGAUCGCCUAGACAAUCAGGGUGGGCUCACCCUUGCGAGCGCGCCCCACAGCCGGGUGCCGCCAAAGGUCUCCUGCUGUCAGCGGUGACUCAGAUUCCCAGUGAUUUAGAAAAGCUGCGGUGCCAAGUGAAAGAAAAAAAAAGCAAACACCCUUAGACAAAAGCAAAAACUCCACUCCUUCCGCAAGCGGGCAAAAAGGUUGGGUUCAGCAAGUGAUGCUUUUCCAGUGAAUCAGACGUUGUGGGGCUCUGCGAGGAAACGCAAGGACGGGGAGAAGGAAGUGGCAGCCUGGAGUUUUGCUCUAGGCAAAGCAAGAACUCGCCUUGUCCUCCCAGGUCGGUGGUUUCCGGACGGCAAGACAAGGCGCGGAAAACAUUUUUACCAACUGACGCUGUAAUCUGUCCUUUAGAAGAGCAUAGGUGAAACGUUUAAUAAAGAAAUUAAGCGAU
This is a messenger RNA of Saimiri boliviensis boliviensis (Bolivian squirrel monkey), 2737 nucleotides long. RefSeq names its product acyl-CoA oxidase like (gene ACOXL). Gene Ontology annotation, molecular function: fatty acid binding; FAD binding; acyl-CoA oxidase activity. NCBI's taxonomy places the organism in Eukaryota, Metazoa, Chordata, Mammalia, Primates, Cebidae. Gene Ontology annotation, biological process: fatty acid beta-oxidation using acyl-CoA oxidase; lipid homeostasis. The record is from RefSeq and is a predicted model, not a curated record. Gene Ontology annotation, cellular component: peroxisome.